Messenger RNA from Funneliformis caledonium, 416 nucleotides. NCBI's taxonomy places the organism in Eukaryota, Fungi, Glomeromycota, Glomeromycetes, Glomerales, Glomeraceae. The record is from the annotation of a GenBank genome assembly.
UUUCUGAACGUCCGAAAUCACCAAAUGUCUCAACUAAAAAACCGUCGGCUUCUCCAACACCAACGCCAAAUAAACCAUCACCUAAAUUGGGUCCACGAUCCAAUUCAAGUGAUCUUUUUGGUUCAAUGUUGGGAAAUAUUUCAACUUCCAGCCUUCAGAAUUCUCUUUCGAGUCGUCAAGUUCAAAAUCUCUCACAAUCUUUAAAAUCUAAAAGUAGCGAUUUACUUGCCAAUAUUCGUACUUCACGCGGAUCAAAUGAUAUCGAUAUAAAUAUAUCGACACAUGCGUCAUCACAAACUGGAUCACCUCAAUCCACAUUACAAGAAUCUCGUCGUUCUUCACAAAGAACGUCAUUGGAUAGUGAUUUGGAUAUCCUUGAUGAUUCAUCUAGGAAGAAUUCAACGUUACCUAUCGAA